UCCCGGUGUCUCCCUUGCUUUCACAACAACAAAGAAACGAAGCCAAGCGAGAGUAUUACGUCUCUUCACUUCCGUGUCCGUUAUCUUGGCCUGUGGACAGAAGAACAAUUUUAGCUGUUGUUUCCUGAAUACUGGACCCAUCCUGCUUCCUGUAGUAUCUUUGCCACAACCUACAACGGAUUGUACACAAUCAUCAUGGCGACGCAGGAUGGAAGUGAAGAAGUCAUAAUGGAAACUGAGGCAAAACCAAAAGAAGCUGAAUCACUAGGUGAAGAUGUUGAAAAAGGUGGUGCAGAAGCGACGUCUCACACAGAUGCAGGAAACUCCACAACUCAGGACUCUAAUAUUAGCAAUGGGGAUGAUACAGAGGACAAGGAAACAGUGGACUUGAAGAUCAUUUGGAACAAAAAUAAAUAUGAUCUGAAAAUUCCUGUUGAUAGCACCGGAGCCAAACUAAAAGAGAGCAUUCACUCACUCACUGGUCUUCCACCGGCAAUGCAAAAAGUGAUGUAUAAAGGAUUGCUUCCAGAGGACAAGACGCUACGUGAAAUAAAGAUUACAAAUGGUGCAAAAAUAAUGGUAGUAGGAUCUACAAUAAAUGAUGUAUUAGCUGUAAAUACACCCAAAGAAGUCAUCCAGCAGGAAGUUAAAGCUGAAGAAAACAAGAAGGAGCCUUUAUGCAGGCAAAAGCAACAUAGGAAAGUUUUGGACAAAGGUAAACCUGAUGACAUCAUGCCAGCUAUUAAAGGAACAAAGGAACGAUUACCAACAGUGCCUUUAUCCGGAAUGUAUAACAAAUCCGGAGGAAAAGUUAGACUCACAUUCAAGCUGGAGCAAGAUCAGUUGUGGAUUGGAACAAAAGAGAGGACGGAGAAAGUCCCAAUGGGCUCCAUUAAAAACAUAGUGUCUGAACCCAUCGAAGGCCAUGAGGACUAUCACAUGAUGGCUUUUCAGCUGGGUCCAACGGAAGCUUCGCAGUAUUGGGUCUACUGGGUGCCUGCACAGUUUGUCGAUGCAAUCAAAGACACAGUCCUUGGAAAAUGGCAGUAUUUCUAAUGUGCCUCUUUUUUGACAAUGAUGAACUGGGAUUGAGAGGAGAUGAUAACAUGAAACUGGAGUCAGCAGUGUCAGCAGUUUAAGGAACCUCUUGGAGUGUAUUCCAAGGACACUGACGGAUGCCUGUGGACUAAUCAUAUUCUUUUUAGGUUUAAAGUGCACUAUGUGGCAGCAUAACAUUUCUCAGCCCUGUUGAUCAUUCAAGGUUUUCAGCAAAUCCAAGGGAAAACAAUUACAAAAAAAAUGUACAGAAAUUGCUAACACUUUUCUUCAGUUAUUCUUAAAGAAAUAAAAAAAAAAUAUUUAAUGAAUUGAAUGUGCCAGAUCAUUGCUGUCUGUCUUCUCCAUUCAGUAUUAAAUCCACGCAAACUU
Maylandia zebra (zebra mbuna) is the source of this 1428-nucleotide messenger RNA. It is a transcript of the gene ubfd1, whose product is annotated as ubiquitin family domain containing 1. The record is from RefSeq and is a predicted model, not a curated record. Gene Ontology annotation, molecular function: cadherin binding; RNA binding. Lineage: Eukaryota; Metazoa; Chordata; Actinopteri; Cichliformes; Cichlidae.